CCCAUGUCACGUGUUUGGUAGCAGUUGCAGAUACACGCUAUCGAUGCCCGAUUGCUGCCGCACUUGCACAUAAGCUUCCGUGCUCUUCCAGCCGCGGCGGGCAGCAAAAACGAGCAGCCUCGGGGCUCUCGAUUGCAGCUAGUGCAGGGAGCAGCCUGCAAGCAACAUGGUGCGCUGCUACGCCAGCCGCGGCGCGCCGUCGCCGGGCACGCUCGACGGCUGCGCCGACUAUAAGCCGCCGCCGCCGAACCUCCACUCCUCAUUACGGCCCCACAUCUUGCCGCCGCACGACGGCGACCGGCUCUACGACUUGCUGCGGGACCUCUGGGACCUCUUGGAUGCGUUGCGGAUGGAGUACUGGGUCACGGGCGCCACGUUGUUGGGCUUGUGCCGCCACGGCGGCCAGAUCCCCUGGCACGCCUCAGCUGCAGUUGCGGUGGGUCCCCUGGAUUCACCUAGACUGGACAAGGAGCUCGAGGAAAUAAAACAGGAGGGCAACUGGACCUUCGAGACUAUUGAAGGUUGUAUAAGAUGUCGGAAGGUCGAGCAACCUUGGCCGUUUAUUGACGUGUACGCGACGGAACUACACGUAAAAGACGAUAUCGACGUGACGCAAUCCGAGGACAACGCGGCGGACCACCUCGCGGAGAUCCGCUACGCGUCGGAAGCCGCGCGGAAAAAACGGCCGGACGACGCGUGGCGCAUCUCAAAACUCUACCCGCUCAAGGCGUGCACGUUUCGAGGGUCUUCGCGGUGUCGUUCUCGCCCACCAGCGCCGCACGACUCGCGGGACUGGCUCGCGCGCGUCUACGGGAAGGCCUGGAAGACGACGGCGCGGCCACCUUCCAUAAAUUACCGUACACAACAGCGGAACGAGGUUGUCGAGGUUCCGUUACUCGAGUCGGACCGCGUCCCGCUCGGCCACCCGUCCCUGUCUCCACUGCCACCACCACCGCCGGCCGCCGGGAAUUUGAGAUAUUAAUCGUGUUGUUUUAUACAUAACUAGAC
Pelagomonas calceolata is the source of this 1008-nucleotide messenger RNA. The record is from the annotation of a GenBank genome assembly. Lineage: Eukaryota; Pelagophyceae; Pelagomonadales; Pelagomonadaceae.